Xenopus laevis (African clawed frog) is the source of this 1467-nucleotide messenger RNA. RefSeq names its product zinc finger CCHC domain-containing protein 3-like. The transcript has a single exon. Lineage: Eukaryota; Metazoa; Chordata; Amphibia; Anura; Pipidae. The coding region runs from base 253 to 1452 and encodes 399 amino acids. The record is from RefSeq and is a predicted model, not a curated record.
ACAUUCCUGGAUCGCUUCUCGGCCUUUUGGCUAAGAUCAAGUGUAGUACCUUCGGGGAACAGCUAGUAUCGAAGCCAUUGGGUGCCUGGAGGGAAUUUGUUCUUAUAAGAGCAUAUUUACUCCGGGCAACGAGAGGCGGUCACUUACUCCGGUGAGAUCCCAAGCCAAGGGUGAAGCCGGGAGUGAUCGAGCUGACACGUGAGCUAACACGAGCGCUUCAGUGAGGGAACUGAAAGUGCGAAGUCGGUGACGAUGACUGCUCUGGAAGGAGUGAAGAUUGCGGCUGGAGAGGAGGUCCCUUUGUUCGCAAGGGUGAGGAACUCGAUGCGGAUCAUUUCCUUGGAUCCAUCGAGUGAGGAAAGGAGGUUGGCGUACGUCGUGAAGAUAAUUCUUUACGACCUGGGAAAGGUAAAGAAGGAGGAGAUCUUGGCGUUGCAGGAUUAUCCCAGAAGAGGGAUAUAUGAUGUGACGUUCAUUGAGGAGAAGUCUUUUCUGCGCUUCUUGAAAGUGAUGGAGGAGAAGAAGAACGAAGACCGUUUAGUAGGUUUCAAGGUGUUGCCACACUUUGAUCAGGAAGAAGUGGUUCUGGUGGUAAAGACCUACUCACCAGUACUACCUUUGAAGGAAAUUACUGCGGUGCUAAGUCAGUAUUGUAAGAGGCUGAAGUUUGGAGGCAAAAUCUGGAACGAACAUGGUUUGUGGACAUCAAAAUACAAGUUCAGUGCUUGGUUUUUGGAGAAGAAAAUGCCGCCAGCAAGAGUACGGAUGGGAAAGGUAAAUAUUGACGUUUUCUUUAGUGGAAUGCCUGUCUUCUGUAGGAAAUGCCGAAGUUACGGGCAUGUAGCUGAUACAUGUGAAGCAUGCAAGUUUUGUGGAGAGUCGGGACAUGAGGAGAAGAACUGUACAAGUCCGAAGAAGUGUAAUUUUUGUUUUGAAGCAGGGCAUUUGUAUGCUGCUUGUCCAGUGAGAAAACAAAAGAUGGAAGUAGUAAAACAAGAUGUUGAAACGAAGGAAGAGGUGAGAAAGGUGGAUGUGAUGGAAAGAAUAGAUGAUGAAACUUUGGAGAAUAUGGAUGCUUCUAUUGACAUUGUGUCACCUGAAAGGGUGAGUGAAAAGGAAAAAAUUGGUAAAAGAAUUGUUGUGAAAAAGAAGGAGAAGAAACAGGAGAGUAAAGAGACUGAAGAGAUGGAGAGUCAGUCUGAGGACUCAGAAAGUUCUGGAGGAGGUGAUGAAGAAAGUGGUGGAAGUGAUGAAGAAAGUGACGAAGGAUCGGUGGAGUAUUGGAAGAAAAAGUCAAAUGUAGAGUUAAAUAAGUAUAUUGCAUCUUGGCCGACAGAAAAGAAGAGUCAGUUUGGAAAAGAGAUGGGAAGUUUGCAAAAGCUUCCGGUGCCUGAAGCAAGGAAACGGAUUUUUGAGUUUAUGAAAAGAUAUAAAAAAAAAAAAAAAAAAUGAUGAUGAAUGAAAUUU